ACGCACACACACACACUCACACUCACAGAGCAGAAUCACAGCAGACGGAUCAGAUCAGGAGUUUGUUCAUCAUGUCUUACGGCGGAUCAGGUUCAGGAUCUCGAGGUGAAUUCAGCGUUCAUUUCUCCAGCAGAAGUGGAGCAGGACUCAUCAGAGCUGAAGAGGCUGCAGGGAUCGCUCUGCUGGCCGUGGUCCUCACCGCGCUGCUCAUCCUGGGCUGCUGGUAUUACCGCCGGAGGGGGGGGUACAAGAUGAUCCGGAGCGAGAGAAACAGCAGUCAGUCGUGGAGAGAGAUGAUGAGAGCGGGUCAGUACAGCGAGUCUGGAUCCGGAGAAGAGAACAAACUAGCCUUGAAUGAGUUCAGCAACCUGCAACCAGCGAUCCCGAACGCUCCUCCAGCCUACGAUAAGAUCGUCUCCGGACCGUCUCCUCCUCCUUACUCCCCUUGAGACACAGACCAGCGACCGGCUGGAGUCCUGACCGAGGCUUUCUGACCGAAGCACGUGGACUAUAACAUCUGACACCUGUGCCUUUAAACACAACACCAUUCAUCAGACACGAGGCUAAUAAAGUCUCAAAUUCAUUUAAUCCAAUAAAGUUAUUGUUAUUGUUUUCUUAGUUAUAGAUUUAUUCUGGUUUAAAUGUUGUUUAUUUCUGUUCACUUCUAAUUACCUAAUUUACUUGUAAUAAUUCAUCUUUAUCAAACAUAUCUGUAUGUUAUCUGACUGAAAGUGAACACCUGUCAUGAAACACUUCUUCACACUUCAUCACAAAUCUCUGACAUAUACGAGACAAACUAGGUUUCUGAAGAGAUGCUGAGCUGUUUUUGUGCAAACUGUUCAAUGCAACACAUUAAACAAUAAAAUACUGCAUUUGUUUUCA
Molecule: messenger RNA, 882 nt
Organism: Carassius gibelio (silver crucian carp)
Lineage: Eukaryota; Metazoa; Chordata; Actinopteri; Cypriniformes; Cyprinidae
Product: melanoma antigen recognized by T-cells 1-like
Exons: 5
Coding region: 72-449 (125 amino acids)
Cellular component (GO): melanosome
Source: RefSeq, a predicted model, not a curated record